CCCACGUGCCACUUCUUCUCCUCCCCGCACUCGGGCUUCUGCUCUCUCCAUGCUAUUCGAUCCGAUGACCUGUUCGAUUGAUCCUAUCGUUGCCUCCGCAUUACCUUGACGCAAUGGCUGCGAGGAAGAGCCAACAGGAGAUGGUCCAGGUUGACCGUGCUGAGCGGGUGAAUUCGCCGUUUUGGAAGGGUAGAUCGGUAUCCCAUAAUCAAGUGGCUUCUGCACAACAUGACCAAAAUACGGUUGUUGGUGCCUCAUACUCUCACGCUAACAUCAUGAAAGGGAUCUCGCAGCAGCAUGCGCGCCCGCGAACCCCACCUCGGUCAUCGUCUACCAAUACCCAACGCACAUCUUUAUCACCCCAUCGAUCAAGUGGAUGGUCCACGUCCCCCCAUACUUCAUAUUCCGAUAUCAUGAACCGCGGGAUUGAAUCAUGGGGUCGUGAUCGGUUGGGAGAAGACGACGAGGAUGAAGAGGAAGAGGAAGAGGACAUUGUCUAUGAUGAUGAUGAGGACGAAUUUGGACUCCCUAGUAUUACCAGCAUGCGGAAAAAACAGUCACAGAGUGUUGGCACUUCUCAGCCCAAGCCUGUUGACCCGGGUGGAGGGUUUGCUAGCAAUGCCUCAACCCUCGGUGUUGGCCUGGGAAACAAUCGGCAACGCGCAAAUAGCUCGGAUAUUGCUGAAGAACGAGGUGUUCCUAUGUACCCGACGGCUGGAACUGGAGAGGGCAAGAUACUGCGACCUCAGUAUAAAGAAAUUUUGAAAGACCCUGCCAAUGCCUUGAAUCUCAUAAACCACGCACCGCCUCCUAAAAAUUCAUCUCCCAAGGAGAUGGACAUAUAUUCCAGUCGCAUCUCGCGAAUCAACAAAUUCAAACGUCUUCUACAAACAAGCACCGUUCCUCUGCUUGAACUGAGAAAUCUUGCCUGGUCAGGGGUCCCUGAUGAAGUUCGAGCAAUGACCUGGCAAUUGCUCCUCGGUUAUCUCCCUACAAACAGUGAAAGGCGUAUUCCAACGCUUGAAAGAAAGCGCAAGGAAUAUUUGGACGGGGUUCGACAAGCCUUUGAGCGUGGGAGUGCCACCAGUUCUGGAAACGCACCUUCGUCUGGCGCUGGACGCAGCAGAGGCCUGGACGAGGCGGUAUGGCAUCAGAUCAGCAUUGAUGUCCCCCGGACUAGCCCUCAUAUUCAGCUCUACAGUUAUGAGGCUACCCAGCGGUCCCUAGAGAAGAUUCUUUAUGUCUGGGCUAUUCGGCAUCCUGCCAGCGGAUACGUGCAAGGUAUCAAUGACCUUGUAACACCCUUCUGGCAGGUAUUCCUGGGCACUUACGUCACUGACCUCAAUGUUGAGAGAGGUAUGGAUCCUGGCCAACUACCCAGGAGCGUGCUGGAUGCUGUGGAAGCGGAUACAUUCUGGUGCCUCACCAAGUUACUUGACGGUAUCCAAGACAAUUAUAUCUAUGCUCAACCGGGGAUUCACAGACAAGUUAGGGCCCUACGCGAGUUGACAAUGCGUAUUGAUUCUACGCUUGCUAAGCAUCUGGAGCAAGAGGGAGUGGAGUUCAUGCAGUUCAGUUUUCGAUGGAUGAACUGCCUCCUCAUGCGGGAAAUGAGUGUACAGAACACCAUACGGAUGUGGGACACAUAUAUGGCAGAGGAGCAGGGUUUCUCGCGAUUCCACUUGUAUGUCUGUGCGGCCUUUCUCGUGAAAUGGUCGGACCAGUUGGUCAAGAUGGACUUCCAGGAGGUAAUGAUGUUUCUGCAAGCUCUUCCCACGAAGGAUUGGACGGAUAAGGAUGUCGAACUUUUGCUAAGCGAAGCAUUCAUCUGGCAAAGUCUAUUCCAGGACUCUCGGGCUCAUCUCCGUCCGGCUGGAGACCGAUCCCCAGAGAAUGACCUGCAGUGACGACAGUCAUGAUUCAUUAAUAAUAGCACCUGUUUCAUUAGUAUAUGG
Molecule: messenger RNA, 1955 nt
Organism: Aspergillus sclerotioniger CBS 115572
Lineage: Eukaryota; Fungi; Ascomycota; Eurotiomycetes; Eurotiales; Aspergillaceae
Product: GTPase-activating protein GYP1
Exons: 8
Coding region: 114-1907 (597 amino acids)
Biological process (GO): activation of GTPase activity
Cellular component (GO): Golgi apparatus
Molecular function (GO): GTPase activator activity
Source: RefSeq, a predicted model, not a curated record